This is a messenger RNA of Neodiprion fabricii, 3383 nucleotides long. RefSeq names its product band 4.1-like protein 4A. The record is from RefSeq and is a predicted model, not a curated record. Lineage: Eukaryota; Metazoa; Arthropoda; Insecta; Hymenoptera; Diprionidae. Gene Ontology annotation, cellular component: cytoskeleton. The transcript has 16 exons. The coding region runs from base 957 to 3260 and encodes 767 amino acids.
CGCGAUCGGUUAUCAACGCUGCGUGAUUCUUUUACUGCGAUUCCGUGGAUUUUAAGUGUGAACUUGGUGCUUCUGAGGUGACGAGGUGUGCAAAUUGGACACCGACGUUGUUAUGGGCUUAAUUAUAGCCCGGGCGAGCUGUCGAAAUCUGCCGGUUGCGUUAUUUCCAUUUGUCAAACCUGUACCGCGUAAGUAUGUGAUAUUCCAUUUCGGAACGCAGUUUCGUUCGUCAUUCUUGCGAUAAAAAGUCGAAGAAUGUGUCGAAAACGCGUGUCGAACUCUCGAUCUGGUUCAUCCGCGACGUAUUUGUCAGUCAUAACCUCUCGAAUACCAAAUAUAUAUCAAAGAAAGCAUUCAACAGAUUCACGAUAGCUCGGACCGAAGUAUGUACCCAAUAGCUUCAGUUUAAACAGUGUCGAACCAAGUGCUGUGCAGGUGUAAAAUGACUUCGUAUAAAUAUAUAAUUAUAAUAUUGUGUAUGACUGCUGGCUGUGAGCUGUUGAGCUGUGUUUACGAUCAAUGGUGCCAUUAUUGAGGACACGUCAAGUGGAUUAAUUCAUUAGGAUGUCAUGGACACCCUGCGGAUUAUACAUCCUGCUACAACCUGAUACCGCAAUAGAUGGAAAUGGACGGAGAGAUAUUAGCGAGUGAGUAGGGAAGGAACGAGGCGUGAUACCGCUGGCGGACGUCGAGGAAGGGAACUGAUUUUAAAGAGUAUCUAAGGACUGCGGUGCAGCGGGAAGAAAGUGGCGCUCUGAUCGUCUCUGUAGGUAUAAUAUACACGUCCGUAUAAUACCGCAUAGAUAGCAGAUAGCACGGCAGACAUAUAUAUACAUAUACGUAUGUACGUAUGUAUGUGCGGCGAAGGGUUGAAGCGAAGAGGGAGCAAAGAAGAAGAUAUCCGUACAACUCACGACGAGUCGUACACCAGCGAUAAGUGAGGAGAAUAGCCGGAGAUGGUUGUCGAAUGGCUGUGUCCGGGAUUGCGGCCCGCCGGUCGCCGCAGGCCUCGCCUCCUCCACUGCAAGGUGAUCCUCCUCGACGAACACGAGCUACUUCAGGACGUGCUGAGUACCAACCCAGGACAGGAGCUACUCGACCGGGUCUUCAGGCACCUAAAUCUCCUUGAAACUGCCUACUUCGGCCUACGCUAUCUGGAUCACGAGAAUCAAACGCAAUGGCUGGACCCUAGCAAAAAGAUCGGCAAACAGUUGAAAAAUCAAGGUUCGGGGAACGGCGGCGAUGGUAAUCCGGAUGUACACACCCUUUACUUUGGGGUGAAAUUCUACGCCGCUGAUCCGUGCAAACUUGUCGAAGAAAUAACCAGGUAUCAAUUCUUUCUUCAAGUGAAACAGGAUAUUCUACAAGGUAGACUUCCGGUGUCUUUCGAUUUGGCUGCCGAGCUUGGAGCCUACGUUGUCCAAUCGGAACUCGGAGACUACGACACGAGAAGACAUUCGACGGGUUACGUGACCGAGUUUCGAUUUCUCGCCAAUCAAACGGCAGAGCUGGAAUCCCGAAUCGCCGAAUUACACAAAAGCCUCGUAGGUCAACUUCCUUCGGCCGCUGAGCUCAACUACCUCGACAAGGUGAAAUGGCUCGAGAUGUACGGAGUUGAUCUGCAUCCAGUUUUGGGUGAAGACAACGUGGAUUAUUUCCUAGGCCUGACACCGAGCGGCAUCAUAGUUUUACGAAAUAAGAACAAAGUGGGAAACUACUACUGGCCGAGAAUCAAUAAAAUCUAUUACAAGGGCAGGUACUUCAUGCUCCGAGUGAGCGAGAAAAACUCCGAGGAGCGUACGCACGGUUUCGAAACGCCGUCCCGAGGGGCUUGCCGUCAUCUUUGGAAGUGCUGCCUCGAGCAUCAGGCUUUCUUCCGUCUUAUGGCGACGGGGCCUCCGCCUCUGAGCCCGUACUCCCGGUUCCGUUCCUACAGCCCGCAAUCCUCGGGAUCCGAGAAGCACCACGGCGCCAGGAUACGGAAUCCCGCGCCCGCCUUUCAAAGGGCUCCCAGCAGACGCGCCCAGCGACGCGUUGUCGAGGGACAGGAAAUGGCCGGACCGUUCGUCGAGGUUCCCGCUCCAAACGCCGUCUCUCAUCCCGUACCGGUAUCCAGUAUUUCGACCUCGAACCUCGCCAACGGUACUCAACAAAACGAUACUAGUCCCAGAAGCACCAGGAGCACGAGAAGCGCACCUUGGACCCAGAGUCAACCCAGGGGACUUUACACCUCGUCCAGUCCUCGGUCGGUCCGCUCCGCGGGCACCGCGCCGGCUCUCCUGAGCAGACUCCAGCGAAGGAGUAGCUCAGUGGAGAGCCAGAGUUCGGGAGACAGUCACGGCCGAGGUGGUCACAGGCGGAGGAGUCACAGCCACAGCCACAGUCACCGAAGGCAUAGUCGACACUCGGAUUGCGAGUCGGAGUUGUCAAGGGGCUCGGAUUCGCGGUCCGGGCAUCGGAAACACCGUCGGAAACACAGGAGCUCUCGUAACUCGAGGCAUGAACUCGUCGAUUCGGAACCCCAGUGGAGAGAGGCGCAGAAGAGAAAGGGAGAGGGAGUUCAACGAGCUGUGGUGGUGAGUCACACGGAACCGCGGAGAAGGCACAGGAGCAGGCACAGAAGUCCGUCCUCGUCUCACAAGCAGCAUUUACCCGAUGAGCUUCGAAAGCACUUGGAGUUUGGCUUGAUCGACACAACGGGAAUGAGCGAGCAGCAGAGGCGAGAGAUUCCGUACACUAUCGUCCAGUCGUCUCAGUCGGCAGUACAGAAUUCGCAGAUACCUCCGAUACCUAGAUCUGAGGAUGUCGAAACGACUGCUCUACCUAGAAUGAACUUCGGAUCACUUGGCGUAAGAGAGAGAGAGAGAAGAACCGCUCAUCAUAGUCGCGAUGGAAGUUAUAACUUAAGUUCGUCGAGAUCUGCGGGUCGAAUUGAUUCAAAACAUUUCUGCGGCGCUAGAAACGAAUAUAAUUCAAGGAAGGAGUUUGAUUAUCGUCGUAACGGCGGCAGGAUAUUGAUAGGGAAUAAUAUCGACAGCGGACUAGGCGAGAGCACUCCUCAAGACUUUUCAAGCUGCUGCUCAAGUUCUGCGGGCAGCACCCGAAUUACAAGAGUUCAACAAAAGAAAUUGGGGGGAGAGGGACGCUAUGAUCUGUCUUCAAAUCAAGAAAUCUACCCUCCCGCUGACGCAACUUUGGAUGCAGUUCUUCAGCCCAUUAUAUCAACUCUGACUCGCCGACACAGAAGCAGGCCGAAAUAAGCACCGAGCUUUAAGUUCAAAUGAAGAAUAAUUUCAAUGCACAUAUUGUAUAUUAAAGAACGAAAGAGCAACUGUUUUUUUUUUUUUUUUUUUUUUUAUCCCAAUGGAAUGAAAGACAGAAAU